UCCGCCCAUUUCCUUUGGGAAAAAAAGUGGUCAGCUAUUUUUUUUUAGCUGACAUCUUUGUAUUUUUAGCUGUUAGCAGUUGCGGCUAAGUAACUUUUCAGGGUGUUUAUUGUGUCAAAAUAUUCACACGAAUUGCACGAACUCCGCGCUGUGAACGACAGCAGUUACGCGGCAUUUGAAAAGAUGUCUUUGGGCAGCCCUUCUGUUACCGUUGUACAACUGCCAGGGGGUCAGUUUCAGGUUCAAGGAGUGAUCCAGUCUGCACAAUCAUCAGUCAUUCAGUCCCCUCAGGUGCAGGCUGCACAGUCCCAAGCGUCAGAUAGUGAAGAUUCACAAGACUCAUCAGACAGUGGACAAACAACAAGAAACACCAAAGAACUACUUGCAAGACGGCCUUCAUACAGAAAAAUCCUGAAUGAGCUUUCAUCUGAGGAAGUGACACACACUGAAGGAAAGGAUAAUAGUCCAGCAUCCACAGGAAUGACAGGGACAUCUGCAGGAGGUGUUACAAUGUCCACCGGCCAGAUCUACCAGACCACCAGCGGCCAGUACAUUACUAUAGCUGCUAAUGGCACAAUCCAGCUGGCAAGUCCAGGAGCUGAGGGCAUUCAGGGUCUACAGGCUGUUGCCAUGGCGAAUUCUGGUGGUGCCCAGCAAGGCCCAACCAUCCUUCAAUACGCGCAGACACCUGAUGGCCAGCAGAUUCUGGUCCCUAGCAACCAGGUUGUUGUACAAGGUGCAGGGGGAGAGGUGCAAACGUACCAGAUCCGCACAGCAUCUGCAUCCAACUCACUGCCUCAGACUGUAGUUAUGACCUCUCCUGUGGGUCUGUCUCAGGGCAAGUCUGAUGAUCCUACAAUGAAGAGAGAAAUCAGACUGGCGAAAAAUAGAGAGGCAGCCCGCGAGUGUCGACGAAAAAAAAAGGAAUAUGUUAAAUGCCUGGAAAACCGUGUAGCUGUUCUUGAGAACCAGAACAAGACUUUGAUUGAAGAGCUCAAAACUUUAAAGGACCUUUAUUGUGUUAAAACAGGAUAAUGCGUUGUAUAUAAGUCAAGGAGGAGAUGAGAAAAUAUGUGGCAGUGGCACAACUCAGCCAUUUGGACAUGACAGGGUUUCUGGGAACACUUCAUUUCAGGCUGAGAUCCUCCACUUUUUUUUACUUUGUUUGAUAUUAAAGUGACUUGUGAUGGCAAUGAGAUUUACUCGAAAUAAAAGAAAUAGGCCAUUUUUCACCCGCUGUUUUUUAUGCUAAUGCUAUAACAUUUAUAGUUGUGUACAUUUUUAAUACUGGGAAAUUUGAAAUUGUCAGCUUUAAAUUUCAGCCUCAGUUUGUAAAAUGUAUCCCUUUUCCUUUUCUCUUGUUUUUAAAAUGCUGCUGUUAGAUCUUCUUGUAAAAUAUUCUAACAGGAUCUACAGAAUUUUGACUGUACAAUUACUACACAGACAGAUUUCCUGAUUAUUUUGUGAACCAGCAAGUCCCGUUUCUCCAUGAGAUGUUACAAUUGUCAUUCCUUAUUUUUGUGCAAUGGAAUAUAAAGGGUAACAGAAAAGGUGACAUUGAGUGUGGUUAUUCGAGUGUUUCUUGGCAGUUACUUCAGACAAUCAGGGAAAAAGCACAGUGUCCUGGUAAUAUUUAUUAUGUACAUCUUGGAAGGGAAGGAGAACAAACAGUGUAUAAAAUGUUGCUGAUUCUAUAAGAAAAUAAAUAUAUUUUCACUCUA
Messenger RNA from Betta splendens (Siamese fighting fish), 1721 nucleotides. It is a transcript of the gene atf1, whose product is annotated as activating transcription factor 1. Gene Ontology annotation, molecular function: DNA-binding transcription factor activity, RNA polymerase II-specific; protein binding; RNA polymerase II cis-regulatory region sequence-specific DNA binding. Lineage: Eukaryota; Metazoa; Chordata; Actinopteri; Anabantiformes; Osphronemidae. Gene Ontology annotation, biological process: regulation of transcription by RNA polymerase II. The coding region runs from base 184 to 1035 and encodes 283 amino acids. Gene Ontology annotation, cellular component: nucleus; ATF4-CREB1 transcription factor complex. The record is from RefSeq and is a predicted model, not a curated record. The transcript is spliced from 7 exons.